This is a messenger RNA of Musca domestica (house fly), 1303 nucleotides long. It is a transcript of the gene IntS12, whose product is annotated as integrator complex subunit 12. The transcript has a single exon. Gene Ontology annotation, cellular component: integrator complex. NCBI's taxonomy places the organism in Eukaryota, Metazoa, Arthropoda, Insecta, Diptera, Muscidae. The record is from RefSeq and is a predicted model, not a curated record. The coding region runs from base 193 to 1161 and encodes 322 amino acids. Gene Ontology annotation, biological process: snRNA 3'-end processing.
CCUUAAACGGUCAUUACCGCCGUUCGGUCGACAAUUCUGCUUUGCGUUUAUUUUUUAUCAUCACUUUAUAUUUUGCUGACAUUUGGAACUUAUUUAAAUUGGUGGUUAGCCUUGCAGACAAAAACAGGGUUUUGGUGGUCCAAGUCUUAGAUUUCCCAUUCGACUAAUGUUUUGUAUUAAACGCCCCUUAAAAUGUCAUCUACAAGUGAAAUUGAAGCUCUACUAAAGAAGGCCGUUACCCUUUUACAAUCUUCCCAUGCCAAUUCGGCGGCAGAGCUCAGACUGUUGUUGGAUGAAGAAAUCAAGAAACGUUAUGGAGCCGACAAGACACUAACAAAUAACAUAAAUAAAAAACAGCUUGAAGAUGAAGCAAACUUUCCCGGUAGAGCAGUUACACCACCACCUCAGCCGGUUGAAGCAGAAGAGGUUAUAAAUCUUGUAAACUCUCCGGCUAAGACAAUUUCAGAUUCUCCAGACACUAUUGCUGAUUCAGAUGAUGCUGUAAGUGGCGCGGGUGGUGCAGGAACUGCCGGUGCAAUGUUGUCGACCACUGCCGAGGAUGAGGCGAAUCUAAAAGAGUUUGGCGAUCUUAAUUGUUGUGUCUGUGGUGAAAUGAUGUUCACGGCCACAAAUCGUUUGAUAGAAUGCUCACGUUGCGGUGCCCUUUAUCAUCAGGAAUGCCACAAGCCUCCCAUUACAGACGAAGAGGCAUCCGAAGAGCAAGGUCACAAUUGGCAAUGUGACAAUUGUGCAACCAAACCAACUACUAGCAAAACCGGUAGUCAGGUGGUUGUGAUACCCGAUGAACCCAUGCCCUUGAUUGCUACCUCUGUGGCUUCGAUAAAAUCAAAAUCCUCGGCAACAUCAUCUCGCUCCUCAUCAUCAUCGAAUUCAUCCUCGCCAUUUUAUAAAAUGGAACAAGCCACCGCAUCUGCCACAGCAAAAACUUCUUCAAAAAGUCACAGCAAAGAAGAUCGAUCUUCUUUGGGUACGAGCACAAAAAUAUCCUCAUCAUCGUCGCUGAAUGCACCAAGUUCGUCAUCGUCUUCCUCAUCCUCGAAGAAACAUUCCUCAUCAUCAUCGUCUUCGUCGAGCAAAAAUAAAUCAUCGUCAUCUUCUAAACACCAUCAUGACAGUAGUAAACGUAAAUCGAGUAAAUAAUAAUGAUGCAUGUUGGAAAUGGAAAAAACCUUGUAUUCGAAACUUAUACAUUUUGACUGGCAUUUUUUUAGAAUUUAGUAAUUAAUGGCCACCAAUUUUUUAUGAAAUAUUUUGAAAUAAAAUAUUUAUUUGGUAAAUAAAA